CAGAGACAUUAUCGGAACUUGACUUCCGUUCUGCUGUAAAAAAUGUCGGGAAUCUGAUGCAGGAAUGCCAAACUAAAUUUUUAAAUACACUAGAUGUCGUAAAUCUCUUCACAACAGUGUUUCUAGCCAUGAUUGGUGGUAUUGUCUUCAUUUCUCUCAAAAUAGUUCAAUUAGGCCGGUCCUAGAUUGAUGCUUUUUGUCUGCUGCCUUAUUCCGUUGAUCGCUCCUUGGAAACGAUUAAUAUGUAAAAAGUUGGUUAACGAGGAAGUGCAGAGAUAUUCCGAGAUGUAUCACAGAGUUCAAAUAGGCGAUACAACAUUUGUAAUCCAAGAGCGAUAUCAAGAUUUGCAUCCAAUUGGGUCUGGAGCCCAAGGAAUGGUUUGCUCUGCCACAGACACAGUGCUGAAGCAGAAGGUUGCAAUCAAGAAACUGAGCAGGCCUUUUCAGAAUGUAACACAUGCAAAACGAGCAUAUCGUGAACUUGUUCUUUUGAAAAUAACAAAUCACAAGAAUAUUAUUGGCUUAUUGAAUGUAUUUACUCCAGACAAAAGUCUUGAGGAAUUUCAAGAUCUCUAUCUUGUGAUGGAACUGAUGGAUGCCAAUCUGUGCCAAGUAGUUCAGAUGGAUCUUGAUCAUGAGCGCCUUUCCUAUCUCUUGUACCAAAUGCUUUGUGGGAUCAAGCAUCUUCACUCAGCUGGAAUUAUUCAUAGGGAUUUAAAACCAAGCAACAUUGUUGUGAAGUCUGACUGUAGUUUGAAGAUUUUAGACUUUGGCCUUGCAAGAACAGCUGGCUCAGCAUUCACCAUGACACCCUAUGUGGUUACUAGGUAUUACAGGGCACCUGAGAUUAUUCUUGGCAUGGGGUAUUCAGAAAACGUUGAUGUCUGGUCUAUAGGCUGUAUAUUUGGGGAGAUGAUCCGUGGAUCGGUGAUGUUCCCUGGAUCUGAUCAUAUUGAUCAGUGGAAUAAAGUAACAGAGUUGCUAGGCACACCAAGCUCCACCUUCCUCGAUCGUCUUCAACCAUCAGUAAGGACAUACUGCAGUAAUCGUCCAAAACACAAGGGCUAUUCAAUCAGUGAGCUGUUUCCAGACGAUCUUUUCCCCUCUGGUAACAAAUCAAAAGCAAAUCAUGCACGGUCACUGUUGUCCAAAAUGCUUGUCGUUGAUCCCCUAAAGCGCUGUAGUGUCACUGAAGCUCUCAAACAUCCCUACGUCCAUGUUUGGUAUGAUGCCAGUGAAGUUGAAGCACCUGCACCAACUCAGUACGAUCAUUCUGUGGACCAAGCUGAACACUCAAUAAGCGAAUGGAAAAAACUGAUUUACAAUGAAGUGGUAUCAUUUGAUCCGAAAGUAGCUAAUAAUACAAAUGGUGUAGGAAAUGAUCAUGCAGCCAAGAAGAGAUGACGAAUGUGAGAAAUUGGUGAUGCAAUGUUUGUCUGUUAAGAUUUCGCGAGUUUAGAUAACUCGGACGCUACAAGCUCAUAUUUUGAGGUUAUUUUUAAUAUUUACUUAAUUAGCAUAAGUUAAGAUCCAACAAUUGGAGGGAAAAGGUGGAAUAUCGCAAAUUUAUAUUUGCAAUUUUGAUUGACCCUAAAUUAAUCAAUAUACAAUCAUACAAGCUACGGCAGAUAUGUUUUCGAAUACUUUAUUUUAUACUACAGCUUUUCAUCUGGCACUCUUCAAAGAAUGAUAUGUAAAAAUAUUGAUGGAAAACCCCCAAAUUGUAUAUGUAUAUAUGGGAGCAUAAGACUGUAAAGUUUGUCCAAUAGUGCCGCUUGCCUAUUGGAAAAGGACUACAAUGGAUGUAGCACAAGGAUAAAAACAAGAUCCUUCUGUCUACACAAUAGCAUCUUGUGGGGAAAUUUAUCUGUUCUUAGAUUUUGUUCGUUCAUGAUAACACAGCGAGUAUAGCCAAAAGGAUAACAUUUUGUAUCUUUUUAUCAAACUUAGAAGAUUAUGGCGACCAUGCCAUGCCUGGCGAUGAAAACGAUUAGAAAUUUUGGUGAUUUUUUGUAGAAUCUAUUCAUACGCGUUUUAGUUGUUUGUGUUCAUAAAUUUAUGGCAGUUUGACCUUUUCGGUACUUCAUUAAAACCCCAAAGGCAUGCGAUUUGUAGUAUUCCACUUUUUAUCCCUGGAGGUUGUCUGUUGAGGCCGCUAUACGAUGUUUACUUCAGAGAGAGUUGAAGAUUUUUUUAUAUUCUUCUUAUUAUUAAAGUGUUGUUGCCGUGAUAUACUUAAACUACAAACAAUGAAUACUGGGACUGUAUCAGCUUAUACCCUGUUUCGUACAUUGCAUUAAAGUGAAAGGCACGUAGAUGCUCGACAUAGUUAGCCAAAGAGGCCAAACAAUAAAGUCGCCAAGUUUGUUAUUUGGGAACUGGGGGAUUUGAGAAGAGAACACUCCUAAACCCAAUAAAACCACGAUGAUGACAGUUCCAGCUUUCAUGCAUUUGAAUAUUGGAGAAAGGUUAAUCAAAUUGCAAAUUAAAUAUAAGGCUAUCUCCUGGCAUGCAUCGUGGACCUUCACACGCUGUUGUAAUAGCUGUUGUAAUAUAAGGCUGGCAUGCAUCGUGGACCUUCACACGCUGUUGUAAUAGCAAGACGAGAUUUUGCCUUUUUCUUUUUCUUUAAAGGUCAUUGGCCUUCACGAAUCCAUAAAAAAAGUAUUCUUAUCAAUCUGUUCUGUAAAGCAAGUUUAAUCGUGUAUCGUGUUUUUUGUGUAUAUAUGAACGCUUUGCAACGCAA
Rhopilema esculentum is the source of this 2746-nucleotide messenger RNA. RefSeq names its product stress-activated protein kinase JNK. The record is from RefSeq and is a predicted model, not a curated record. Gene Ontology annotation, molecular function: ATP binding; MAP kinase activity. Lineage: Eukaryota; Metazoa; Cnidaria; Scyphozoa; Rhizostomeae; Rhizostomatidae. Gene Ontology annotation, biological process: protein phosphorylation.